Messenger RNA from Polychytrium aggregatum, 1620 nucleotides. RefSeq lists its product as uncharacterized. The transcript has 3 exons. The record is from RefSeq and is a predicted model, not a curated record. The coding region runs from base 217 to 1401 and encodes 394 amino acids. Lineage: Eukaryota; Fungi; Chytridiomycota; Chytridiomycetes; Polychytriales.
UCCAUCUCUCCAUCUCUCCAUCUCUCCAUCUCUCCGUCUCCGUCGGUCAACCCGGUUCAUCCUCUGGUCGAUAUCGAGCACAACAGCCGCAAUCCGGUCUGCACUCUGCCAAGCUCGGUCUGUCGCCAUCAACACCGCCGCUCUCUGCCCAGGCCCAAGCCAAUCGCCCCUCCCUCGCUUUCCCGUCUCAGUCCCAGUCCCAGCCCCUGCUCCAAAAUGAAAGUGCUCGUCACAGGAGGCGCCGGAUUCAUCGGCUCCCACACGGCCGAGGCCCUGCUCGCCAGAGGCGACUCGGUUGUCGUCGUCGACGAACUCAACGAUUACUACGACCUGUCCCAGAAGAUGGCCAACAUUGACAUCCUCAAGGCCAAGGCCGCCGAGACCGGGUCGCAAUUCCAGUUCUUCCAGGCCGACUGUGCCGACAUGACAAGCAUGACAACGAUCUUUGAGCUCGAGCGGCCAGACGUGGUGUGCCAUCUGGCGGCGCGAGCAGGAGUCAGGCCGUCAAUCAAGGAUCCGCACAUCUAUGUCCACUCCAACAUCCAGGCCACCGUCACGAUGCUCGAGAUGGCGCGGCAGUUUGGCGUCUCCAACUUUGUGUAUGCCUCCAGCAGCUCGGUCUACGGCGCCAACACAAAGAUCCCGUUUGCCGAGGACGACACCACCGAGAACACAGUGUCGCCGUAUGCGGCCACCAAGAAGGCGUGCGAGAUCAUGGCCAAGACAUACCACUCGCUGUACAAGAUCAACGUGACGGGACUGCGGUUCUUUACCGUCUAUGGACCCCGUGGCCGGCCAGACAUGGCGCCGUGGAUGUUUGUCGAGAAGAUCUCGAGCGGCUCGCCAAUCAACAAGUACGGCGACGGCUCGUCGUGCCGCGACUACACUUACAUCGACGACAUUGUGUCGGGCGUGCUGGCCUCGAUCGACAAGCCGCAUCCGUGCGAGGUCUUCAACCUCGGCAACUCGCAGACCAUCAACCUCAACGGCUUCAUCGAGGUGAUCGAGGACGUUGUUGGCAAGAAGGCCCUCAUCAAGCAGCUCCCGGACCAGCCGGGAGAUGUUCCACUGACCUACGCGGAUCUGACAAAGAGCAGCCGGAUGCUCGGGUACCGGCCGCAGACGUCGCUUCGGGAGGGCAUGAGCAAGUUUGUGGAGUGGUAUCGACACUUCCGGGUGCAAUCCCAGGUGCAGUCCCGUCCCGCAACCUCCACCACCCUCGCCUUGAACUCGUCCCUGCUCUCGUCCCAUCACACUCUCAACUUUGGCAUCCUGAAGCGCUCGGAGCCCGAGCCUCUCACCCCGCCCAUUUCGCCUCGUUCCAAGAAGCUGCGAUUCGAGAGCGCCAACGAAACCGAGGCACAUCCGCACGACGGCCUGUUCGCCCCGCCUCUUGCUUGAACUCGCACACAUGCAUCCCGUUUCUGUCUCUUCGUCAACGAGACUAGCAUGUUUCCCUCGACCCUUCCCUGUACAUAGAUAUUGGCACAAUACCAUGAUUCAUGCUCUCCAUGGCCCUGCCACCCAGCUGCUCUCUAGCGCUGCAAUGCGGUUCGCUGCAAGCAGCUCUCGAUCAUGUCUUGAUGGUUCCUAAACGAAUAAAGUCGAUUCAGAAAGAAA